This is a messenger RNA of Liolophura sinensis, 3022 nucleotides long. Its product is annotated as lysosomal alpha-glucosidase-like. Gene Ontology annotation, molecular function: carbohydrate binding; alpha-1,4-glucosidase activity. NCBI's taxonomy places the organism in Eukaryota, Metazoa, Mollusca, Polyplacophora, Chitonida, Chitonidae. The coding region runs from base 36 to 2771 and encodes 911 amino acids. Gene Ontology annotation, biological process: carbohydrate metabolic process. The transcript has 19 exons. The record is from RefSeq and is a predicted model, not a curated record.
GUGUGCAAUAUACAGUCCGUUUCCACCUGUUUAUCAUGGCUAAUCAGGUCGCAAUACUGCUCUAUUUGUGUUGGGGCAUAGCCCAGUGUCCCGUGGGAGGGGCGGGUCGGGCGUUUACCAGGGAUGGACGGGAGACAGUUGAGCGCUGGGUACAACAGCCCGACACCUCUUCACCACCCGCUUCCGCCUGUCAGGUUAGCAUAGUGAACCGGCUCGACUGCUACCCAGACAGUCUUACGGACGAAGGGAAAUGUGCGGCACGAAACUGCUGCUGGUCCCCGGUGGAGGGAGCGCUGAGGUAUAGAGGCAUUCCCUGGUGUUUUUUCCCUUCAUCGGCGGGCAGUGGCUACAGCGUGACGUCAAGGAGCCAGACUCCUCUGGGAUUCAGUGCUGUGCUACAGAGGAGCGUUCCAUCACACUGGCCUCGUGACGUCAUGAAGCUGAAGCUGGAUGUUACGUACGAGGCAGAAUCACGUGUGCACUUCAAGAUUUAUGACCCUGCUGUGAAGAGGUAUGAGGUACCUAUAGACACCCCCCGCGUCACUUCCCCAACGUCCCACAUGGAUUACGCUGUCACAGUUACGCCAUCGCCCUUCUCUAUCCGGGUGACGAGAACAGCCUCAGACACUGUGCUAUUUGACAGCAGUUCGACCCCCCUGAUAUUCGCCGAUCAGCUGUUGCAGAUUGGGACCAGCCUUCCCACGGACAGCAUCUAUGGCCUUGGAGAACACCGCCAACCGUUUAUGAUCAACGCUUCCCAGCCGUCACGUCUGGCUUUCUGGUCUCGAGACCAGCCUCCAGCGACAAAUCUGAAUUUAUAUGGCGAUCACGCUUUCUUUCUUGGAAUUGAAGCCAGUGGAGAUGCAUAUGGUGUGUUUCUUUUGAACAGCAACGCAAAAGAGGUCGCCCUGGGGAACACCGAUGGCCUUGGUCUUACCUACAUUACCAUUGGGGGGAUUUUGGAUUUCUAUAUCUUUACUGGACCUUCGCCAGAUGACGUCAUCCAGCAAUAUUCCCGUGUGAUUGGCCACACGUUCAUGCCCCCGUACUGGUCCCUUGGUUUCCAUCUCUGUAGAUGGGGGUAUGGAAGUUCUGCCGGGCUGAAGAAAGUCGUUAAGCGCAUGCGUGCAGCUAACAUGCCAUAUGACGCACAGUGGACGGACAUAGACUACAUGGAUAAACACUUAGACUGGACGUACGAUAAAACCAAGUAUUCUACAUUACCUGAUGUCGUGGCUGAUCUGCACGCCCAUGGACAGCAUUAUGUCAUCAUUGUGGACCCUGGCAUCAGUAGCACCCAGCCAAAUGGAUCGUACCCUCCGUAUGACGAAGGCCUGAGGGACGGGGUGUUCAUUAUGAGGGAGGACCGGACAGGACCGUUAAUAGGCAAGGUGUGGCCUGGAGAGACAGCCUAUCCCGACUUCACAAACCCCCAAACCCCUGUCUGGUGGGAGAGAAUGGCUAAAAGCUUUCACGAUGUUCUUCCGUUUGAUGGACUAUGGACGGACAUGAACGAGCCGUCUAAUUUUGUGUUCGGGUCUAUGAAUGGGUGUCCGCCGAAUAACACUUACAACACUCCACCGUACACUCCAGGUAUCGCCUCCGGAAAACUACCUGAUAGAACGGUUUGUCCUUCAGCUAAUCAGUAUCUCUCUCGGCAUUAUAAUCUCCACAGUAUGUACGGCCAUUUUGAAGGGAUUGCUACAAACAGAGCUCUGGUGAGCAUUCGUCAGAACCGGAGCCUGGUAAUAUCGCGCUCAACCUUUCCCGGCAGUGGCAGGUAUAUGGGACAUUGGACUGGUGACAAUAGUGCUGACUGGGACAAUCUGUACUACUCCAUACCAGCCAUUCUCAGUUUCAACAUGUUCGGUAUACCGUUGGUUGGAGCAGACAUCUGUGGAUUCUCUGGGACAACUACAGAAGAAUUAUGUACGCGAUGGAUGCAGCUUGGGGCAUUUUACCCAUUCAUGAGAAAUCACAAUGCUAUUGGAUCAAAGGAUCAGGAUCCGGCGGUCUUCGGUCCGUCAGCCCAAGAUAGCAUGAGGACUGCUCUGACCACCCGCUACACCUUACUUCCCUACCUCUACACGCUCUUCUACCACAGUCACCUGACAGGCUCUAUGGUAGCAAGACCCCUGUUUUUCGAGUUUCCGCAGGACACCAAUACGUACCCUAUUGACAAGCAGUUUAUGUGGGGAAACGGGCUGUUGAUCUCACCAGUUUUAGAGAAGGGUAAAACCAGUGUCAGUGCCUACUUCCCACGUGCCAACUGGUAUGAAUUGGACUCUGGCAACCUAGUAGAAGGUUCCGGAAGUUCGAUAACUCUAGAUGCUCCUUUAAGUAAAAUAAAUGUCCACGUAAAAGGGGGACUGGUCAUCGCUUUUCAGAAGCCAGAAGUGACGACUACAUUAAGCCGUCUGAACCUAUUUGGUUUGCUCGUGGCUUUGAACGAAAGUGGCAGCGCCUCUGGGGACUUAUUCUGGGACGAUGGCGAUACUGUUGAUACAAUUGAGACCGGCCAGUAUAACUUCAUUGACUUUUCAGUGGCACAGGGGAAACUUACGUCAUCAGUAGUCAAGGCCGGUUACUCGUCACCCGCCAUGAGUCUGGGCUCAGUUGUUGUGUACGGCGUUCAAAGCCAGCCAGUAAAGGUCACCGUCAAUAGUCGAUCAAUGCCAUUCCAAUACGACACCGCCAACAAGGCGCUACGGGUAACGGGGCUUAGUGAAGACCUCCUCAAGCCCCUUCGUGUCAGUUGGUCAGCAGGCUAAGGAAGGACAAUUUUGUAAGCCAUCAAAGAUCGCCUGGAGGACAGUAUUAGAUAAAUGUGUGUUCGAGGUCAAGCGACAUUCCUUUUCGUAAUUUUGUCGACACAACAUGUCUGAAAAAUUGCCAAUGUGGUGUUAAUCCCAAAUCAUUCAUUUUUGUAAUUGUCUAAAUUUGAUGUUGUCCUAAAUGUAAAUAUGUAGGUUAUAAUUGUAGGUCCGAUUCGUCCAAUUUAUUUUGCUAAAUAAACGAAACC